This is a messenger RNA of Coffea eugenioides, 2132 nucleotides long. RefSeq names its product growth-regulating factor 8-like. Gene Ontology annotation, molecular function: ATP binding. The coding region runs from base 13 to 1866 and encodes 617 amino acids. Gene Ontology annotation, biological process: developmental process; regulation of DNA-templated transcription; DNA-templated transcription. Gene Ontology annotation, cellular component: nucleus. NCBI's taxonomy places the organism in Eukaryota, Viridiplantae, Streptophyta, Magnoliopsida, Gentianales, Rubiaceae. The record is from RefSeq and is a predicted model, not a curated record. The transcript is spliced from 4 exons.
UCAACCCCAAACAUGGAAGGAAGUAGUAGCAGCAGCAGUAGCGCUGGUAUCACAACCGAGUCGCAUCGUACCCAAUCAUUUCCGUCCAACAACAGCGUGAUGGAUCAUCAUCACCGUCCAUUGCUAUCAUCGGCCAACGGUGCUGAUGAUGAUGAUGAAGAUGAUGGUGGUGGCCGUGGUAGCGGUCCCUCUCAAAACGACAGCGGACCUAACGAGGUGGAGCGCUCCCCAGCACCAACACCAACACCAAAGCCUCCCAAUCACAGCUGCCAUCAUUCUUCUAGUACCGGCCCUAGCCGCAGCAGCAGCAGCCGCGCUACUACUACUAGUACUAGUACUGGUAUUGUCUUCCCUGACCAUGUUGUUGUUGUUACCAACAAUGGGAGUGCAACUGCUGGCUUAGCCGCUGCUGCAGCAGCAACAACUUUGCAGCCUUUUGACUCUCCUUGUUCUAUUACCAACACCGCCUCCAAAUCCCCAGGAGGAGGAGGAGGAGGAGGGCUUGGAAUGGCGGCAGCUUCAGCAGCUCUGGGUUUUCCUUUUACAGCGGUUCAAUGGAAGGAGCUUGAAAGACAAGCUAUGAUCUACAAAUAUAUGAUAGCAUCUGUACCCGUACCUUCCGAUCUUCUCUUACCUGCAGAUCCAACUGCCGCUCCCUCAGUGCUCCUCGGGGGGAGUCAUGGAGGUGGUGGUUCAAUAUACAACUUGAGAUAUGGGAAUAGAGAUCUAGAGCCAGGAAGGUGCAAAAGAACGGAUGGCAAGAAAUGGAGAUGCUCUAGAGAUGUGGCUCCUCAUCAGAAGUACUGCGAGCGCCACAUGCACAGAGGCCGUCCCCGUUCAAGAAAGCCUGUGGAACAACUUCAGUCUUCGUCCGUAUCUCCCGACGACAAUCCCAACAACAACAUUAGCAAGAAGUCCCGCCUUCACCACACCUCCCUUCACCCUAACCCCACUGUUGCUCAACCAAACAACCAUUCCUCUCCACAGUUUCAAGGAACCGGCACCAUCCAGCAGCUCAAGGACCCUCAACUUCUCGAUGCAUCAAUUGCUUUCAAUAGUAUCUUUGCAUCUUCUUGCAAUUACAAGGAAUCCAACAGGGUUUUCGGCUGGGCCGUGGAUGGGGAAGUUAUGGCAGCAAAUCGGGUUGAGCAAGAGUCGCUGCAUUUGAUGGACACCAGAAGAAGAGAGGGAUUGGCUCCUAUCCGGGGCUAUAUCUACGGCACUAACGCCUCCACUCUGCAACAGGGCUAUGGCGAAGAGGGGCCAUUGAACUUGUUUUCUUAUGCUACUGAAAUUGCCUACCCGGGGGGUAUCCACAGCCGGAAUGAUGAGUACUACCAUGCGUUCCUGAACUCUGAUUUAAUUGCAUCGAAGCAGCCUCAGAUAGACCAGCACUGUCCUCCUAGGGGCUUUAUUGAUGCGUGGUCAAAUGGGGAUUUAAAGACAAUUGACGAGUCCUCCUCGGUGCCAUCUUCAAAAGGGUAUGGCCUGUCCCCUUCUUCUCUCACGCUUUCGAUGGCUAUGGCGGCAGGAAAUGCACUUGAUGAAGGGAUGGGACUGGACGAAGAUUCUCGUCCCCGUAUGCCCACGCCCAAAGAUAGCCCUGUUUCUUGGCUGCCUCUCAUUCCAGGUGGGCCACUGGCUGAGGUUUUGCAGCCUAACUCCGUCGCUUGUGGAUCAAAUCCAGCAUCUCCAUACGCUAGUAACGGCGACUCAGUCAGCCCUCCGGCAACCACGGUUUCAUCACCGACUGGCAUUUUCCAAAGAGCGUUGUUUUCUCACUCUGAUGGCAGCGUCUGCAACAGCCCAACUCUAGCGGCUUCGGCUGCUCCACCAGAGGUCGUCGCUUUCCAGUGGCUUAAUUGAGAGUUUAAGGGGCUGCAAAGAUGGUCAAGCAUUUUAAUUUCUUAACAGUCUAUAACUUUGAUUCCUUAGUUGUGGUUGCUUUCGGUUUCUCAGACGAGUUUUUUAGGCUUAAAGAUUUUUUUUUUUUUUUGGAAAGAUGCAUUUCUUGAUGCUUCCUUUGUCGUCUUAGUGUGCACCCUCUGGAAUUCUCUUAAUUUCCGUGGUGUAAAGGUAGUUAAUAGCGUUUUGCUUCAAUUGUCGGGCUAUACAAUCUAGCUAUUAACGAA